AUAGAUGGCAUAUUUUGGAUGGGAAAGGAGUGUGGGGUCUUCAUAAGGUGAUUGGGAGAGGGGAUCUGAAUGUCUUCUUCCCUUUCAUAUAGCACAAAUCCAGACAGAUUGAAUAACAGGGGAGAAGAAAGAGGAGUAGUAUUUUACAAGUGAGGUAGUAAAGCAGGAUCCUUUGGAAUUUGGAUUAGCUCUGGGUGUUUUCUGAGAGAGAGGCAGAUUUCCUAAGUGCCCAACUUAACAUAUCAAAUCUCUUUCAAAGUUAUUGGGUGUUUAAUUUCCUUCCUUUCUCAUUCCUCUUUUCCCUCCUCUUUGUUUUCUAUAUAUCCUUCCUUUCAUUUAUAGGAUCUAAAGACCAAAAGAGUUGCUCAGUUUGGAUAGAGUAAAGCAGUCAAGGAGAAGAGGGGAGAAAGGAGGCAAUAGGCAAGCAUGGAUGUUGGUCAGAUGCAGAGGCAGUUGAUUGAUUACACAGGAUCCUUGUUUCGUGAGGGAUAUCUGGAUGAUCAAUUCACUCAACUUCAGCAACUUCAAGACGAAAGCAACCCUGAUUUCGUUUUCGAUGUUGUUUCUCUCUUCUUUGAAGAUUCUGAGAGGCUUCUUAACGAUCUGGGCAGAGCUCUUAAUCAACCGAUUGUAGAUUUCAAGAAGGUGGAUGCCCAUGUUCAUCAGCUGAAGGGUAGCAGCUCCAGCAUAGGUGCACAGAGGGUUAGAAAUGCUUGCAUUGCGUUUCGCAACUUUUGUGAGGAGCAGAACACUGAAGGGUGUCUCAGAUGUCUGCAACAGGUGAGGCAGGAUUACUUCCUUGUGAAGAACAAGCUUGAAUCUCUAUUAAGGCUGGAGCAACAGAUUCUGGCAGCUGGUGGGUCAAUUCCUAUGGUGGAAUAAGUAUUAGUGGUAAGAUUAAUGGUUGUACACUUUUAAGGAGAAAACAAGAGAGUGAAGGAAAAAGGAAUGAGAGGAGAUUGGUGGUGUAGAAAAUCUUUUCUGAGCUUUUUUUUUAGUUGUUGACAUUGUAAGCUACUACUUCCCUAGUUCACUUAUGGAAGGUUCUCUUAAAUUAUCUAGCUUUUGAGCUUCUGAGAAAUGUGGGAGAAAGAAAGAGCAAUUCUACCAAUCUCUUCUGUUAAAAUAUGAUGAACCCAUCACUCUCAUUUUCAGCUUAAAAGCUUAAUCAAACUUUUUCUACCAUUCAAUAGUUUGAUGUAACAUGUACCAAAUUGAAUGGAAUGUCUAUUAUCUUGGUUCUC
This is a messenger RNA of Macadamia integrifolia, 1244 nucleotides long. Its product is annotated as histidine-containing phosphotransfer protein 1-like. Gene Ontology annotation, molecular function: histidine phosphotransfer kinase activity; protein histidine kinase binding. Gene Ontology annotation, biological process: cytokinin-activated signaling pathway; phosphorelay signal transduction system; phosphorylation. Lineage: Eukaryota; Viridiplantae; Streptophyta; Magnoliopsida; Proteales; Proteaceae. Gene Ontology annotation, cellular component: nucleus; cytoplasm. The transcript is spliced from 6 exons. The coding region runs from base 427 to 882 and encodes 151 amino acids. The record is from RefSeq and is a predicted model, not a curated record.